Lagopus muta (rock ptarmigan) is the source of this 2253-nucleotide messenger RNA. RefSeq names its product checkpoint kinase 2 (gene CHEK2). The coding region runs from base 63 to 1568 and encodes 501 amino acids. Gene Ontology annotation, biological process: mitotic DNA damage checkpoint signaling; protein phosphorylation. Gene Ontology annotation, molecular function: ATP binding; protein serine/threonine kinase activity; protein binding. The record is from RefSeq and is a predicted model, not a curated record. Gene Ontology annotation, cellular component: nucleus; cytoplasm. The transcript is spliced from 14 exons. NCBI's taxonomy places the organism in Eukaryota, Metazoa, Chordata, Aves, Galliformes, Phasianidae.
CGGGCCGGGCUGCGGCGCGCGCGUGGGGAAGCGCGGUGCCGGCGGUGCUCGCGGCGCUCGCCAUGUCGCGAGAGACGAGGAGCGACGCCCGGCAGUCCCAGGGCACCCAGCCGUCCCAGGGCGGCACCAGCUCCUCCUCCAGCGCCUCGCAGGGCGCCAGCCAGUCAUCCUCCAGCUCCGGCACGCUCAGCUCGCUGGACACCGUGCCCACGCAGGAGCUGCCCUCCGUUCCCGAGGACCCGGAACCCGACGAGCUCGUUCCCCAGCCGUGGGGUCGGCUCUUCGCGCUCGGAAAAGGUUUCAGCAAUUGGGACUGUGUGAAUGAUGAGUACUGGUUUGGAAGAGACAAAAGCUGCGAUUACAGUUUUUCUAAGCUCGGAUUAUCUGAGACUGGAUUUUACCAGAACUACAGCAAGAAGCACUUCCGAAUUUUCAGGGAAAUGGGACCAAAAAAUUCGUACGUUGCCUACAUUGAAGACCACAGCGCGAAUGGAACUUUCAUUAAUAGGGAGCUCAUAGGGAAAGGGAAGAGGCUUCCUCUGACUCAUAACUCUGAAAUCGCACUGUCCAUUCAGACUAACAAGGUGUUUGUCUUUUCUGAUCUCACGGUGGAUGACCAGUUGGUGUUUCCUAGAGAAUUCCGAGAGAAGUACAUCAUGUCAAAGACUUUGGGAAGUGGUGCCUGUGGAGAAGUCAAACUGGCGUUUGAGAAGAGCACUUGUAAUAAAGUUGCAGUAAAGAUAAUCAACAAGCGGAAGUUCAUGGCCAGUGGUGUUAGAGAGGCAAACCCGGCUUUUAAUAUCAACACAGAAAUAGAGAUUUUGAAGAAAAUAGAUCAUCCCUGCUUAAUCAAGAUCAAAAACUUCUUUGAAGCAGAGGAUUACUACAUUGUUUUGGAACUGAUGGAAGGAGGAGAAUUGUAUGACAGAGUGUCAAGGCCAAUCAAGAUGAAAGAAGCUACCUGCAAGUUGUACUUUUAUCAGAUGCUGCUGGCUGUGAAGUAUCUUCAUGACAAUGGAAUCAUACACCGGGAUCUGAAGCCAGAGAACGUGCUGCUUUCAUCUUCUGAAGAGACGUGUCUGAUAAAGAUUACAGAUUUUGGACAAUCCAAGAUUCUUGGAGAAACUUCUCUUAUGAAAACAUUAUGUGGUACUCCCACGUAUCUUGCUCCUGAGGUUCUAAAUUCACUUGGGACUGCUGGAUACAGCCGAGCUGUGGACUGCUGGAGUUUAGGAGUUAUUCUUUUUGUAUGCUUGUGUGGAUAUCCGCCAUUUAAUGAGCAAAAUACUCAACUAUCUCUGAAGGACCAAAUCACUCGUGGAGAAUACACGUUCAUUUCAAAAGAAUGGAAACACGUAUCCAACAUGGCUCUGGAUCUUGUGAAGAAGCUGUUGGUAGUGGAUCCAAGCAAACGUUUUACGAUAGAGGAAGCCUUAGAGCAUCCCUGGCUUCAGGAUGAGGAUAUGAAAAAUACAUUUCAACAACUACUUGCUCAGACAAGUGCCACUAUGAAUCCACCACAAACAUCAAAAAUGUUACAGGAGGGAGACUUUAUCCAGCAUCUGUAAUUCUGCAGUAGACAAAACAGUCAGGCUCUGUCUUACCUGAUUAAUGUAGCCAUCCUGCUGCAUCUUUCCUUUAGCCAAUUGCUACGAGAAAACGUCUCCAUGACAAUGAGGAUGAACCUGUCUCUUCUAAGCAUGCUGCUCCUUCCACGUCAUUUCAGAAAAUGAGGUGAAAAAGGGACUUUUUUUGUUAAUUAUUGCUUUAUUUUAUGGAGAGCAGAAUUUUUAUUUUUUAAAAUCCUAUUGUUGGAAUAACUACUGAAGAUGCAAUUGAUAAAUAAAAAUAACUUUGUAAGAGUGAAGUUACUGCUGUGUAUGCAUGGGGAUUUACACAAGUAGUCAUUCUGGAGUUCAUCCAUCUGUUUGAUUCAAGAGGAGUGUCAGGAAAAGAUGUUUCUUCUUGGAUGAAGUUAUGAAAAAACUUGAGGCUAAAUUCAUUACCAUCUACACUUCUGCAUUCUUCUGUUCCAAUUUCUAGCUUAUGUUUGAAGGUAUUGCUUAGUAUCCUCCUACAUGAAAUGCAAAGUUUGAGCUUUUGCCUUAACUGUAGUAUUACCAGGCACAAAAUUAUGUCUGUGAACUCCUCAGGAAAUGCAUAAAGAGAAAUCCACUAUGACAAGGGCUAUGGUUAGAAUAACUGCAGUCCUUAAAAUGCCUGUACCUGCUAACUGUCCUCUUCUUGAAAAGU